Messenger RNA from Magnolia sinica, 1634 nucleotides. RefSeq names its product peroxidase 5-like. Gene Ontology annotation, cellular component: plant-type cell wall; plasmodesma. Lineage: Eukaryota; Viridiplantae; Streptophyta; Magnoliopsida; Magnoliales; Magnoliaceae. The record is from RefSeq and is a predicted model, not a curated record. Gene Ontology annotation, biological process: response to oxidative stress; hydrogen peroxide catabolic process. Gene Ontology annotation, molecular function: heme binding; peroxidase activity. The coding region runs from base 33 to 1013 and encodes 326 amino acids. The transcript has 5 exons.
UGUCCCAAACUCAAGUUCGGAAAAUUCAAGACAUGGGUCUGAGGAUAGAGUGGUGGUUGGCAUUCGGUUUGGGUCUUUUCCUGAUCGUUGGAUCAGAGGCCCAGCUCGAAGUGGGCUUUUACGACGAUAAAUGCUUGUUGGCCGAGGCCAUUGUCAGGGGGGAGGUCACCAAGGCCUACUUAAGGGACCCGGGUGUAGCUGCAGGGCUCAUAAGGAUGCAUUUCCAUGAUUGCUUUGUUCGGGGUUGUGAUGGGUCAGUUUUGAUUGAUUCGGUCCCGCCAAACAAGGCAGAGAAGGAUUCAAAAAUCAACAAUCCCAGCCUUCGAGGGUUCGAAGUCAUCGACAAUGCCAAGUUCAGAUUAGAAGACAUUUGUAGUGGUGUAGUAUCAUGUGCUGAUAUAAUUGCAUUUGCAGCAAGAGAUAGCGUGGAAUUGACUGGAGGGUUAGGAUACGAUGUGCCGGCAGGACGGAGAGAUGGACCGAUAUCACUCGCUUCUGAGACAUUCUCGUCCUUACCUUCUCCAAGGAUCGGCCUCGCUCAAGUCACUCAAGCCUUUACCAACAAAGGUCUGACACAGGAAGAUAUGGUUACACUCUCCGGAGCACAUUCCAUCGGUCGAUCUCAUUGCAGUUCCUUUAGCAAUAGAUUGUACGGUUUCAAUUCCACGUUGGGCCUGGACCAGGACCCAAGCUUAGAUCCAAAUUACGCGGCCCACCUGAAGCGACGGUGUCCACGAAGCAGCAGAAAUCGCAAUGUAGUGGUCCCGAUGAAUCCUAGCAGUCCAAAUUUCCUGGAUAAUAGCUAUUAUCAAGACAUCCUAGCCAAUCGCGGUUUGUUCACAUCCGAUCAAACGCUUUCGGACCCAGAGACUUUGGACCAGGUGAUCCAGAACGCCGAAGAUGGGUUCACUUGGAAUAUCAAUUUCGCUGCGGCAAUGGUCAAGAUGGGCCAGAUCGACGUUCUCACUGGUGAUGAUGGAGAGAUACGCUUCAAUUGUAGGAGGCCCAAUUGAUGAAAUCCUCAUUCCUUUGAUUUUUCAUGUAUUUAUGGAUUGAAGUUAGAGAAAUCAUCUUGUGGGAUAGGUUCCAUGCAACUAGUUUCACUGUAAUAUAUAGUUGGGAUAUCAACAUCAACUAUCUGGGUCGUCCAUUGGGUAUAGUAAAGUCAGUGGCAUAUCAAAAUGGACGGCCAAAAUCAAUCGUAUUUAGGACCAUCAGAUUGCUGUGAUUUUUGCACAGUAGUCGACUGAACCCAUUGAACGGUCCAGAUAUGGAUUCCAACUAGUUUAAAUGCAACUAAGUGCAUGAAAAUAUUUGCAUGCACUGAACCCACUUGAUUAUUUCUCUUUAAGUUACGAAUUAAUGGAUAAUCAUAUUCAGUCGAUUAAUAUUUACACCCACUUUUUUGAUGGAUACAUCCUUUCUCUAUACUUAUGGUAAUAAGAUGGUACAAAGACGAGAAAAAUGGUGUAUCUGUCAAAAAAAGAGGGGUGUAGACCGUGUAUAAUAAAAUGAUUGCUUGUGAAAAGUGUUGAUUAUUUCUUGCGUGCAACUAAAGGUGGGCCCCACAUGAUAGACGAUCCUGUCAAUGUUUGGACCUCUUUAAUAUAAUAAUAAUUAUUAUUGUUCGUCCA